Phragmites australis (common reed) is the source of this 1233-nucleotide messenger RNA. Its product is annotated as protein DMP3-like. The coding region runs from base 341 to 1015 and encodes 224 amino acids. The transcript has a single exon. Lineage: Eukaryota; Viridiplantae; Streptophyta; Magnoliopsida; Poales; Poaceae. Gene Ontology annotation, biological process: endomembrane system organization. The record is from RefSeq and is a predicted model, not a curated record.
AGAGAGAGAGGGAGAGAGAGAGAGACCAGUUGUUGAAGGAAUCGGUCGUUCGGCGCCUCCCGCGUGGCCAUGGCCGAAAUGGAACUAUGGAAGCAAUCUCCCGCACGUCGUCAUCGCUGAGUCAGUUCAUUCCUUCACGCAUUCCACAACCCCGGCCCCUUCCUUCCUUGAAUGAAUCCUUAUCGAUCCAUCGGAUUCGGUUGUUGAGUACAAAUGCAAGCAAAGCAAAGAAACAUCCACAGGAGCCACGCAUUCUCCUCUCCGGCACAUUUAAUUUCUUCUUCAUCUUCAUCCCAAAUUCAUCUGUGCUUCAACUUCCGAUCGAUCGCCAACCAAGAUCAUGGCAUCUUCCUCCUCCUCCUCUCUCAGGCAGAGGCCGAUCUCUGCUCAGCAACCGCAGCUCCAAGAAGAGCAGCAGCAGCCCACCCCAAAGCAAGAACAACAAGGAGCUGCAGCAUCGGCUUCGCCGCCGCCGCCGCCGUCAACGUUAUCCCAAGCGCUCACCUCGACGGCGAACCUGGCCAACCUUCUGCCCACGGGCACGCUCCUCGCCUUCAACCUCCUCGCACCCACCUUCACCAACCACGGCGCCUGCGACGGCACGACCGCGCUCCUCACCCGGGGCCUCCUUGCCGUCCUCGCCCUCUCCUGCGUCCUCGCCUCCUUCACAGACUCCAUGAGAGGCCCCGACGGCCGCGUCUACUACGGCGUCGCCACGCCCAGGGGCCUCUGGCUCCUCGACUACCCGCCCGGCGCGCCGACGCCCGGGGACACGUCCAGGUACAGGCUCGCGCUCGUCGACUUCGUGCACGCCGCGCUCUCCGUCGCCGUCUUCGGGGUCGUGGCGGCCAGGGACAAGAACGUCGUGCGCUGCUUCUGCCCGGCGCCCGCCAGGGAGACGGAGGAGGUGCUCGACAUCCUGCCGCUCGGCGUCGGCGUGCUCUGCAGCCUGCUCUUCGUCGCAUUCCCCACCAGGCGGCACGGCAUCGGAUACCCCGUCACCAACGGCAAUUAACUUUGAAUUAACCUUGGAUCGUAUAUAAGCACUGAUUGAUCGCUACCACCAUUCUACUACUAGCAUCAAUCACGGAGAGCUGAAUUAUCGUAGUGUCACCGCAUACGAGCAAGGCAAAAGUAUUUAUUGGUUGAUGCAUUCAUUCAUGUUGUUCAGUUCCUUUACUUUAUUUUGUUGUAUCGAAAUAUAAUUGAUUAUACAAAUACUUAUUUAAAGUA